GCGCGCCGCUCUUGUUGCGUGAUCCGACAGCACGGCUGGGCACCGACCGCCAUAUUAGUGGAUCGAACCCCCGAGUUCGCGUCCGUAUAUGAUUGUCAGCGAGAGGACAAGCUGCCGACUGGCGUCUCGCCGAUUGAGCGUACCUCGUCUCGCCAAGCUCCGGAUUCCUGCUGCACGUUGCCAAGAUGAUGUACACAGGGACAACUGCUUCGCAGGACACCAGGUUCAGCGACAAGGAGAAAAAACUUCUGAAGCAAAUGAAGUUUGGAGAUUCAUUGACACAAAAAGUGGAUAUGAGCAAGGUGAAACUUGAUGUGAUUAAGCCAUGGAUCACGACGAAGAUCACGCAGAUUCUGGGAAUGGAGGACGACGUGGUGGUAGAGUUUGUGUAUAAUCAGCUCGAGGAGAAGUUCCCCGACCCCCGAAAAAUGCAGAUCAACCUGACAGGUUUCCUGAACGGUAGGAAUGCCCGUUCUUUCAUGGGUGAAUUAUGGGACCUUCUGGUCUCCGCUCAGGAAAGCGUUACGGGCAUUCCCGAGGCUUUCUUGCAACAAAAAAAAGAUCAGAUUAAAAAGCGUUUGGAGGAGCAAGAGAAGCUUCAAGCAUCGUUGGCGGAGAAGGAGAAAGAAAAGGAGCGUGAAAAAGAAAAGGAUGACGCUGAUAGUAAAGUGAAGAAGGAAGAAAAAGAUAGAGGCUCGUCCAAGGAGCGUAGAAGGGAUCGAAGUAGGGAUCGUGAUAGAGACAGGAGCAAAAGGAGUCGAUCACGGGAUCGACACAGAGAUCGUGAUCGAUCGAGUCGUAAGAGAAGAUCCGUCUCGAGAUCGCCGAGUAAAAAUUCCAAGGAUAACGGGAAAGAUAUGCUUGACGUUAAGGUCGAACGAGAAGAUUCGCCGCAACCGGAAAAUGCUAUACCUCUGAUGCCAGUGAAAACCAAGCCGGAAGCCGCCGUCGCGAUAUCAAGAUUACAAGCAAAGUUGAUGAGCAUUGCUGAUGGGAAGAAGAAGAACAAUCGCACGCCGUCGCCGGAAUCCAUGGACAAAUCUGCGAGGAAAUCGCGAUCUGGGUCUAAAUCGCCGACGAGUCGUUCCAAGAAAUCUAGAACGAAGUCACCCAGCCGGGACUCGAAGAUACGUCGUUCGCGAUCGCCCGCCUCCAAGUCGAGACGAUCUCGGUCCAAGUCGCGAUCUAGGAGAUCCCGAUCCAAGUCCAGGCGAUCAAAGUCGCGCUCGCAGGAGCGUACCAAGUCGAAGCGGAGUAAAUCCAAGUCGCGAUCGCGAUCGCGAUCCAAGAAGUCACGAUCUAAGAGCGAGGAUAGGAGCAAGUCGAGAAAAUCAAGAUCCAACUCGAGCGACUCGAGAUCGUCCAAGUCCCGCUCGAAGUCACCGGAGAAACAGAAGGACAAUGGAGAUUCCAAUAGAAAGCGCAACGGUAGUACGAGCAGCAGCUCGGGAUCCGAGGAGGAGAAAGAUGCGAAGGAUAAGAACGACUUUGAGAUACGGAAGAAGAAGGAUGGCGUCCAGGCUAAGAGAUCCUAUAGGAAGACCAACAAAGAUGACAGCGGCAGUGACAGCGACUCUAGCCGGGAGAGAAAGUCGGCGCCUAAGCGAAGAAGUCCUUCGCCGCGUAAGGAUAGAGGUCGAUCCAAGGAUAGAGACAGAAACAGAUCGCGAGACCGGUCGCGAGAUAGAUCGCAAGAUAGAUCGCGAGAUAGAUCACGCGAGAGAUCGCGAGAUAGGAACCGAAGGAGAUCGUUGGACCGGGAUCGCGAUAGGAGGCGAGAACGCGAAAGGGAGAGGGAAAGGGAGAGAUUGGACCGAUACAGCGGCAGCCGCAGCAUGCGACCACCUUCGGUGCGCAGGCCGCCUAAUAGGCGCAGUCCCCCACGCAGAAGUCCGGCGAGAUAUCGUCGUAGGUCACCGAGCCCCGAGGACAGGCGUCGCAGGAGAUCGCUGGAUCAUCGAAGACGGUCGUCGGAGAGACGUGACAGGCGCCGUUCGCCCGAUCGACGUGGGAGCCGGCGUUCACCGGACGGACGGGAUCGAUCGAGCAGGUACGAUAGAUCUUCCUCGCGCGACAGAUCGAGUAGGCGGGAUCGCUCCAGAGAACGACGGGAUAAGGAUCGUCGAUCUCGAUCGAAGGAUCGUAGAUCGAGAUCCAAGGAUCAGAGGUCACCGGUGGAUGGUGCGAGAGAUGGGAAGCGGUCUCCCGAUCGUUCGAAGGGUACCAAGGAUAAGACAAAGGACAGGAAAGUGGAUGAGAAAGCUAAAAGACCGCCUGAUACAGGAUCGCGAAAAGAAUUGCGAAACGGCCGGUCUAAGUCGAGUAGCUCGGAAAGUAGCGAGAGUAGUUCCUCUAGCAAUGAGGACGAGUUACUUAGAAAAUCAAUCGAGCGCAAAACGCCGCAGGAGAAGCGAGAAAAAGAACGCGAGCAUGCGGAUGAUGCCAAGAAGAAAGAGAAGGAGAAAGAGAAACCGGUGAAAGAAGAACCUGCCAAGAGACCGGAGAAGGAAGUUAAGAAGAUAGAACCUGUUGCUGCGAAAAAGCCCGAGCCCAGUGUGUCCCCCAAGAAACUUCAAGCUGCUUCACUCCCUAUUACCAGACAUAGAUUCUCCAAGAGUUUGUCGCGCACACCCUCCCCGUUUAAGAAGACCGAAGACAUCGUGGCAGUAGCAGUCAAAAUUAAACAGACGAUUAAAGAAGACACUAAAGACGAAUCACCAAUGAAGAUUGGAGAUAUGAAUUUUACCGCUGGAGACGCUUUUCCUCUAAAGAAAGAGGAGAAAUCUUUGAAAACGACGAAAUUAGUAACGGAAGAUAAAAAGUCCACUCAAAAGCCGUUGGAACCUUUAUCUAAGAAACCUGUAGAAGUAGCUAAAAAGACAAAGAGAGAAAAGCGUGAUGGUUCUACAGAUAGUGACGAUAGUGAUGGUGAAGGCAAGAGAAAAGUGAGAAAGAUGGACAAAUCGAAGAAGUCUAAGAAAACCUCCACGGAUGAAGAUAAAUCUGACAAGAGCAAAGCUGGAUCGAGCUCGGAUUCUGAGGAUGACAGAAAGCAUUCAGAUAAAAGCAAAAAAGCUAGAGAUACUGGCCGAAUCGAUUCAAUCGAUGAUCGUAAUAAAGAUAGAAAAGACAGUAGAAAACGCGAAGUUGCUGAAAAUGAUUCGCGAAAGCGUUCAAGAAAGGACAUAGAGGAAGAAUUGAAAAAAUCAAAAAGAUCGCGAAGAGACUCUUCAUCGGGUGAAGAAGAGCAGAAAUCUAAAAGAGGUAGAAAUGAAGACGAUAGAUCAAGAUCCCGAAAAUCGAAGAAAGACUCUAGUUCCGACGAAGAACCGAAAAAAGUGAAAAAGAGGAGAGAGACUUCAUCAGACGAUGAGAAGACUAGAUCGCGAAAGUCUAGAAAAGAUUCAACAAGUGAAGAUGAAGUCAAAUCAAAAUCAAAGAAAUCUAAACGAGACUCAAGCUCAGAAGACGACGAUCUUGGAGAUAAAGAUUCAAAGAAGAAAAAGAAAGUUGACGAUAGCUCGGACGACGAAAAGGUGAAAAAGAAGCGUAAGAAAAAGGCGAAAACCAGUACCAGCGAAUCAGAGGAAAGCGAAGUUGAAGAAAAGAAGAAAAAGAAGGAGAAGAAACACAAGAAGCACAAGAAACAUAAGAAGCACAGAAAGCACAAGAAGAAGAAGGUCGCGGAUUCAGAUGAAUCUGAUGUAAGUGAAGGUAAUACGGAAGAACUGGAAAAGAAACUUCGGGAAAAGGCAUUAAAAUCUAUGAAAAAGGGACAUAGCAUUGAACGAAGUGAUUGAGACUAACAACGUGUGAUCCUUGAAAAUGUGUCAUACGUAUAUCUCUGUAUCGCGAAGCGAUAACAUUCUAAUUGUAUUAUGAAUAUGAAUAACUUCCGUUUCUUAUCAAUAAUUGGAUUAUCAUUUUUUAUCACUCAAUCCCUUCGGUACAAGAUUAAACGGUAUUCAUAUCGCGAAGUAAAAGUUUUCACAUAAAAUUGAAGAAAAUAUCCUCUUCAUUAAAUUGGUUAGAAUUGCGUAAUGAGAUUCAGUUUCUUGUAUCAGUAAAGUCUAAUCUACAAUGUAUUGUUUGCAUUUAGAAAAACAUCCUAUUUUGUAGUCGAUAAAAAUACGCUUAAAAAAUUUAUAUAAAUUGAUAAAUUGCUUAUUACACAUUUUGCAAUCGUACAAUGUCGACAAAUUUUUUAAGCGUUUUGAUUUACAUAUAUAAAAUAGGAUGUUUUUAGGUGCGACACCACAUUGUAGAUUAGACUUAAACAGUUCAUGCAGAGUAUAUUUAGUGAUACGUAUAAUCUUGUAUGCUGAUAUAAUGUAAAGAUUUUACAUGAUUUGAAGAAUUUGACAAAAAAUACACCAUUUUUUUCAGACUUUAGUUCCUAAGUAAGUUCAAGUGAAAUUAGGACUCGUAUACACAGCGAUUUAUUCAAAUUAAUUUGUAUAAAGCUUAGUUUUCAUUGCAGUGUUUAGAAAAUAAUAAAUAGUAUAUUUGAAUGAUAAUGUUACAGCAAGUUGUACAAGUCGAAGAGCAAUCGAAAACCCUUUUUGCAAAAACUAUGUGUUCCCGAAUGACAUGAUCGUUUCUAUUUUACAGUGACUCCUAAUUUCUCCUAGACAUCAGAAUCGCCAUACCGAAUUUGCAGAUACGCAAUAUAAUUUAUUUAAUAAAAUUACGUAAUUCGCUAGUAUUAAAAAAAAUAUAGAAGUAUUAAGAAUUAUACAAAUAGCGUUAUGUAUUGCUCAUACAUUUCCUGCAACUCAACAUCCUUUUAUACAAACAUUAAAAACAAUAUAUAUAUAUGAAUACAUA
Vollenhovia emeryi is the source of this 4827-nucleotide messenger RNA. RefSeq names its product serine/arginine repetitive matrix protein 1 (gene Srrm1). NCBI's taxonomy places the organism in Eukaryota, Metazoa, Arthropoda, Insecta, Hymenoptera, Formicidae. The record is from RefSeq and is a predicted model, not a curated record. Gene Ontology annotation, cellular component: spliceosomal complex. Gene Ontology annotation, biological process: mRNA processing; regulation of mRNA splicing, via spliceosome. The transcript is spliced from 16 exons. Gene Ontology annotation, molecular function: RNA binding. The coding region runs from base 186 to 3800 and encodes 1204 amino acids.